Limanda limanda (common dab) is the source of this 417-nucleotide messenger RNA. RefSeq names its product late histone H2A.2.2-like. Gene Ontology annotation, molecular function: structural constituent of chromatin; protein heterodimerization activity; DNA binding. The record is from RefSeq and is a predicted model, not a curated record. The transcript has a single exon. Gene Ontology annotation, cellular component: nucleosome. The coding region runs from base 1 to 417 and encodes 138 amino acids. NCBI's taxonomy places the organism in Eukaryota, Metazoa, Chordata, Actinopteri, Pleuronectiformes, Pleuronectidae.
AUGUCUGGCCGUGGUAAGAAAGUUGAACCCGCUGAAAAGACCUCAGUGACCCGGUCUGCCAGAGCAGGGAUCACAUUCCCAGUGGGCCGCAUCCACAGGCUGCUCAAGAAGGGCCAAUAUGCAAAGCGUGUGGGCGAUGGCGCUGCAGUGUACCUCGCCGCCACCAUGGAGUACCUCACCGCUGAAAUCCUCGAGCUGGCAGGAAAUGCCUGCCGUGACAACAAGAAGCGCCGCAUCGCUCCUCGCCACAUCUUGUUGGCGGUGAAAAAUGACGAGGAGCUGAACGUACUGCUGGCCGGAGUCACGUUCUCAGAGGGUGGCGUCAUCCCCAACAUCCAGGCAACCCUUCUACCAAAGAAAACUAACAUCCCCAAAGAUGACAGCAAUGCGAAAGAUGUUCAGUCUCAAGAUUUUUAA